Perca flavescens (yellow perch) is the source of this 1133-nucleotide messenger RNA. Its product is annotated as C-X-C motif chemokine 2-like. Gene Ontology annotation, biological process: immune response; chemotaxis; defense response. The transcript has 4 exons. Bases 58 to 537 code for a protein of 159 amino acids. Gene Ontology annotation, molecular function: chemokine activity. Gene Ontology annotation, cellular component: extracellular region. NCBI's taxonomy places the organism in Eukaryota, Metazoa, Chordata, Actinopteri, Perciformes, Percidae. The record is from RefSeq and is a predicted model, not a curated record.
AUUUCUUAGGAAAACUGUUUACUUUAACUGAGAGUAUAAAAGGAAGUUGCAGAAAACAUGGGUCUCACAGUAUCAGCACUGGAGGACUCUUCAAAUCUGAGUAGAGGACUGCAAAAGCGAAAGGCUUUGCUUCAGUUUGUGAGAUACAAGGAGUCUGCAUCAUUUAAGACGAGGAUGAAUACUUCAAUCCAGUGCAUCAUUGUCCUGGCCUGCUGUAUCACUUACACUUCAAUGGCUAUCUUGCAUUGCCAGUGUAUAAAAAGAAGCAAGUCUGUUGACCCCUCUCUCAUCGCUGAUGUCAAGGAGUAUCCGCCUCGUCCAUACUGCAACAAAAAAGAAGUCAUUGCCGUACUGAAAGAUAAAACCUUACGGUGUCUUGACCACAGUUCACCUUUCAUCCAAGCAGUCAUGCAGACAAUAAAAAUGCAGAUGGUGGUCCGUGCUGCAAAGAAGAAUAUCACCAGCCCCAAAACAACCACAGUAUCAGCCACAGUGUCAGCUACAGUGUCAGCUACAGCAACGCCAGCAUCAUCAUAAUGCAAAUGUGUUUAUCAUCGUUGCAAUUAAACAGAGGUAUCUAAUUUGUACACCUUCCCAAAGUAAGGGUAUGGUUGCUGUUAGUUCCUGAUUGUUUCUACAAAAUCAAACCCAGGCAUUUGCUGAAACAAGUGAAAUAGUUUCACUUCAUUUGUUUUGAGUGUUGGUUACUGGAAGCUAAAAGUUAAUACUCCAGCAGCCAUAACUGAGGAUGGGCACAUUUAGUAGACAGUUUGUGAAACCAGAAUAUUCUUCCGGGUAAACAGAUGCAUGUAUGAAGUGUGAUUUAAGUAUGCUGAUAAGACUAUUGUAUUUCCACCCUAAAACACCUGCCUUAAGAUUUGAUCCACGGUUAAUGUGUUUGUUUUUUAACUACUACUAAUUGUAUUGUAUGUGUCCACACUACUGUGAUUUUAGAAGUAAAUUAUCAUCUUUCAAUAUUUUGUAAAAGACUUGUUCAUGUUGUAAUUCAAGCUGGCAGAUAAUAAUGUGAAGGUCAGUCAUGAAAGAAAUGGUGGUAAAGUAAACUUUUUUUGUUUUCCAUUUAUAUGUUAAAGCAUUAUUUGUUUUUGUAAUUUGAAGCUAUUUCUUUCUAU